This is a messenger RNA of Folsomia candida, 993 nucleotides long. It is a transcript of the gene ND-19, whose product is annotated as NADH dehydrogenase [ubiquinone] 1 alpha subcomplex subunit 8. Bases 194 to 721 code for a protein of 175 amino acids. Gene Ontology annotation, biological process: mitochondrial electron transport, NADH to ubiquinone. Lineage: Eukaryota; Metazoa; Arthropoda; Collembola; Entomobryomorpha; Isotomidae. The transcript has 4 exons. The record is from RefSeq and is a predicted model, not a curated record.
UCUCCUUCCCUCGUGAUGCGGGAGAGCUCGACUCAACUCUGUGCGAAAGGAUUGAAUUCAGUUGCCGAAAAUAAAAUAAGUUGAAAGUUUCAAUUUGAAACUUGUUCCUUCAAAACCACACCCACACAGAAUUAAGUGGUCACCCACACCAUUUCAGAGGUAGCUGGCGUAAAAUUAAAAUCCAUCCAUAAAGAUGGUGUUGACGGAAGAUAUCGUUUUACCAACGGACGAGGAUCUGACGGUACAAGAGGUCAACGUGAGCACUCCGUAUUUGAAAGCAGCGAGCAUGUUUCUGGGAAAGCAUUGUGAAGUUGUCAACAAUGAGUACAUGCUGUGCAAAGCGGAAGAAAAGGACCCUCGCAAUUGUAUAAAAGAAGGGAAAGCAGUGACGGCUUGUACUCUAAAGUUUUUUCAAAUGAUUAAGAAAAGUUGUCCCAAGGAGAUGACAACGUAUGCAAAGUGUCUUGACAAAUCGAGUGCUGACAUGGCCCUGCGACACUGUCGGAACACCCAAGCUAUUUUUGAUUCUUGUAUGUUGACUAAUUUUGGAAUGGAACGGCCACAUUUUGGCUACCUGUGCGAGCCUAGAAUUCACCACACCCAAAGACAGAAACCACUCCCAGAACCACCAGCCGUGUAUCCGGAUGCUCUUCCUGACCUCCCGUCUGAAGAUAUUCCACGUCCUGCUGCUAAAUAUGGAACCCGCAUGCCAAUGGGUUAGGAAGCUCAAGUCAAUUGCAGAAACAAUGUGAAUUUAGUCGGAGGAUGAUGAUUGGCUUUGUAGAAAAUCUAUGUAUUCAAAAACUAAAAAAUGCAUUCGUACUGGUUUCCGUUCCCUAAAUUACUGCCACCCACAACCUGUUUAAAGAAUUUGUAAAUAUAAAUUAAUCAGAGAGAAACAAUUCCACGGAUGAUAGAAUAUGGAACUCGGAUCCAUGUUAAAUGAUUAUUCUCCAUUUAGUCAGUUGCUGUAAUAAACUACUUUGAAACGUA